Monodelphis domestica (gray short-tailed opossum) is the source of this 1803-nucleotide messenger RNA. NCBI's taxonomy places the organism in Eukaryota, Metazoa, Chordata, Mammalia, Didelphimorphia, Didelphidae. The record is from RefSeq and is a predicted model, not a curated record.
AUGGCCGCCAGCAAUCGGGAUGAGAAAGAUGGAGAUUUUAAUGUUUUGGACUAUAUCUUAGGAGAGGCAUACGAUCAGGAUGACUCUUUGUGUCACCCUGAAAUGGAACAAGAUGAAAAUGAGGAACGGGCCUCCAAAAGAAGAUGUGAUCGAAUGGAAACUACCCAACGCGAGAGUCAAGAAUCCCCUGAGUGGUCCCGAGAAUUGACUCCAGAGCCACCUGGCUCACCUAUGAGCACAGAGCCAUGUGGAAGUCCACGUGAACAGACUGCAGUCGGGAAAAGGCGCGUGCAAAGCAGGUCUGAGUCUUCCACAGCGGACGGCUCCCAGAGCCUUGGGCAGGAUGUUGAUAGGUGGCACAGCAGGUCCCAGCUGCCUUCCAAAGAAGAAUCAGGCUGUGUGGAAUAUGACCGUGAGAUCGGCAGCAGGAACUGUUCCGAAGAAGAGAGGUCAGCCGCCGCUGGUUCUAGCACUGAUGGAUCAGAGGAGAAAAAGCAAGGAAGGAAGAGAGCCCGAGGCAUAGCUUCAAUUGUUUUUCGCAGAAGUCCAAGUUGUGCAUCGGAAUCAUCUGCAGGUCCGCGAAGCAAGCACAAGAGAUCAUCAUCUUCCGUUGCUGCUGUUCCGGAAGACCCCACGAGGAGGCUUCGAUAUAUUCUGCGGGAUGCGAGAUUCUUCCUCAUAAAGAGCAGCAACCGUGAAAACAUCUCCCUUGCCAAAGCCAGGGGUAUAUGGUCGACCCUGCCAGCAAAUGAAAAGAAACUGAAUGCUGCAUUCCGAUCUGCAAGAAAUGUCAUUUUGAUAUUUUCCGUGACAGAGAGUGGAGCUUUUCAAGGCUUUGCGAGACUCUGUUCAGAAUCCCACCACGGAGGACCUCCUAUACAUUGGGUUUUGCCUGAAGGCAUGAAUCUUAAGACCCUUGGAGGGGUCUUCAGAAUUGCCUGGAUUUGCAGGCACGAAUUGCCCUUCACCAAAUGUGUUCACCUUACCAACGCUUUGAAUGGACAUAAGCCAGUUAAAAUUGGACGUGACGGUCAGGAAGUUGACCUCGAAUGUGCAACGGAGCUAUGUCUCCUCUUUCCCCCCGAUGAAGGCGUUGACCUGUAUCAGGUCAUGGGUGACAGGCACCACCAGGUAAGAGUGCUUUCACCCUUGCGUUCCAGAGGACUUCCACCCCGCCGAGAAGCGGACCGGGAUGCGAGAAGGCGUCGUCGGUCAGAAGAUGACGAGGUUCAUAACAGCAGGAAGAGACCGAGGAUGGACUACGCCCCUGGGUUUCGUGAGAGACCAGCGCGUAGGGAGGACGCACGCCAUCCAGCAGCGGACAGAAGAUUUUCAGGAGUUGCCAGAGGUGUUUUCAUGAAGGGCUCCUACGAGGAUGACCUGAGAGCAUUUCACAACAGCAGGCCACCAAGGCCAAUGCGGGACAUGUCCCCUGGUCGAGGAAGGGGACAGCCUUCCUACCGCGCUGGCCACCAGCAGCGUGCUCUCCCUUUCCAGGACUCUCGGUCAGGACGUCGACCUGUGCCACAGGAAGCAAGACACAGAGGUCAACCAGCAUGUGAUUCUGAUAGGCGCGUAGAGGACUUCCUGCGUGAAACACGAGCUAUCUUUGGCUCUCAGAGACGGAGACCCCGUGAAUGGGAUCGACCCGGAGAAUGUGAUAGUUCCCCAUAUGGCCGGAGAGACAGGGAGGCGCGUGAAUGGCGAGAGAGGAGGAGAGACGAGGAGAGAAGAGAGAGGAGAAGACGGGAGAGGAGACUGACGCGAUGCAGCUGCCCCGAACAUCUUCCAUUCAUCUCCUGA